Messenger RNA from Paramuricea clavata, 1482 nucleotides. NCBI's taxonomy places the organism in Eukaryota, Metazoa, Cnidaria, Anthozoa, Malacalcyonacea, Plexauridae. The record is from the annotation of a GenBank genome assembly.
AUGUAUGUUGCACUCAUCGAAGAUAAAGGCUGCGAGCACGAAGAGACUUGGAUUGAAGAGCUGCAAAGGAGCUUUGGUGACGCAAUGGAAAAGGAGGUAAGCUAUGUCGAAAGUAAAGCAGCAGCUGGUAAAAAGGCUAUGGAUGAAGAAAGACUUCAAGAGACAACUAAGAAAGACCAGGAAAAAGUGGAAAAGAUGGUUCAGCAGAUGAUAAUAAAGAGGAAAACUAGUGAAAUUGUUUUUCAGCAGUUAGUAGAGGAUGUGAAACCAGUAUUGGAAAUGGAUUGUAUUACGGCUGCUCUAAAAAAGGCUCAAGAAGGAUUAGAUGCAGCAGUGGCCGACUGCAAGGAAGCUAAUGAUAAAUACCUUGAACUGCUCGAUAAGGACAAAGGAGAUGCAGAAUUUAAUUGGAUGAAAAAUAUUCAAAAGGAAUAUAAUGCCAUAACAUCAAGAAUUGCAGUCGGUAUUGCGAAGGAACAGGAGAAACUAAAGAAGCUAGAAUCGACAAGUAAAAGUAAGGAAUCGUGUAACCUCAGAUUGGAAAAACUGAAAAUGCCAACAUUUGACGGUGAUAUUAGACAAUAUCCACGCUUUAAGAAAGACUUCGAGCAGCAAGUAUUACCAGGACUGCCUAAAGAGUCUGCACUUUAUGCCUUGAGAUCAUGUCUCGUCAGAGAACCUCUCAGUAUUGUAAGAAGUGUAGAGGACGAUAUAGAAGAGAUGUUAAAGCGUUUAGAUGAAAAGUAUGGGGAUCCAGCGAAGAUUGCGGACGCAGUUAUUGAGAGCAUUAAAGAGGUAAAAGUCAUAAAAGAAGGAGAACAUAAGAGAUUUAUCAACUUUGUUAAUAUUGUAGAAGAUGCUUAUCAAGAUUUGCGAAGACUCGGUCUAGAAAAGGAGAUCACUACUACUAGUUCUGUGAGCAUAAUAGAGAAGAAAUUGCCAAACGAUGUGCGAAAGGAGUGGGCCAAGCUAGUCAGCUUUGAUUUCCCCCGUGUGUGAUAAAGGACACGUUAGUAGAAAUGGUUUAAAACAUCAUUAUAAGACACAUCAGAAUGGCAAUGAGAACAAAACGCAUUUGUAUUACUGCCAUGAAUGUAAGGAAGUUUUAAGACGAAGAGAAAGUUCUGGUUGCAUGAUGGGAAAGUUCAUGGACUCAUUGAAACGUCGUCGGAAGAAAGUGAUUCAGAAAUGGUUGCAGGGCAUGAAGAGAGAGUUAGAAGCACGCGGAUAAACAUGACAGACACAAGAACUGAUGUAAGGAAUGGUGGAGAUAUAAGAGGUGAUAGGAUGGAUUGGAGACUUGGUAGGGUCUCAAAAUUCCAGCCCGGAAACGAUAGAAAGGUUAGGAACGUCGAAGUUCAGUACAAGAAUCGAAAGAGUGAAGAACCCCUCAAUAAAUAUGGUGGUCAAGAUUAUGGCACAGUUGAACGAGCCGUUCACCGAUUAGUGGUAAUUCUGCCUGCUUAUCAUGAUGAUAAGUGA